AUGCCCAUAGGCGACCCGGUGUACAGCGACGAGGAGUCGGACCUGAGCGACUACGCCGGCCCCGAUGACGAUCUCGGCUUCGACUUUAACUUCAGGACCCCGAUCGGUGGGUUGACCGUCGCGGUGCCCCCCGACGCGCGCGGCGGGGAACGCGCGCGUCUCCUCCGAGGGGACGUCGCGGACGAAUCCGCGGAGCGCGCGAAACCCCCGCGCCUUCUCCGCGAGAUCCCCGCGGGCCACGACGGGCACGGCCGGCCCCAGUGCGGUCGCUUCAAUCGCGACGGCACCCUGUUCGCGUACGGGUGCGACGACGGCGUCGUGCAGGCGUUCCACGUGGACACCGGCCACCGCGCCGGCGUCGCGUUCGCGCCCUCGCCCAACGUCCCCAAGGGCGUGUGCACCGCGCUUCGCUUCCUCCCCGCGGGCGACAACGCCAACGUGUGCGUCGUGGCCACAUCCGCCGGCGUCAUCCAACACCACCACCUGACUUCGGGCAAGACCCUCGGGUCGCCGAUCGUGGAGGCGAACAACGGCGUGUUCGCGCUGGACGUCCGCGCCGACGGCGCCACGUUCGCCACCGCGGGCCGCGACGGGGGCGUGCGCGUGUACGACGAGCGAACCGGUCGGUGCGUCACGCGACUCGACGGAGGAACCGACGCCGGCGAAGACGCGUCAUUUUCCGGCCACGCCGAUCGCGUGUUCGGCCUCAGGUACCUCGCUUCGAACGCGGACGUGCUGGUGAGCGGCGGGUGGGACAACACCCUGCGCGUGUGGGACGCGCGCGUGGCGGACGGGCGGUCCGUCUUGACCCUGCGGGGUCCCCAGGUGUGCGGCGACGCUGUGGACGCCGAACCAACGGGGACCGGGCUUAGUGCUGGUGCAGGCUUGGUGCUGGUGGCGUCGUGGAGAGACCGCGACGCGGUGCAGGUGUGGGACCUGCGCGCGGGGGUGGCGUCGGCGAACCUGCCCUUCGGCGCGUGCGCGGGCGCGAGGGGGUGCAAGCCGUACGCCGCGAGGUGGGCCGACGGGGGCGUCGCGUACGUCGGAGGGUGCGGUUCAAACGAGUUUCGCGCCAUCGACGUAAAGUCCGGUGAGACGAUGGGUCGGGACGUCUUCGGGGGAGACGGGGCGGUGCACGCGAUCGACGUGAGCGGGGGACUGGUGGGGGUGACGUGCGCGGACGGCGUGCGCGUGUACGAGGCGGUGAGAUGA
Micromonas commoda is the source of this 1212-nucleotide messenger RNA. RefSeq lists its product with no specific name. NCBI's taxonomy places the organism in Eukaryota, Viridiplantae, Chlorophyta, Mamiellophyceae, Mamiellales, Mamiellaceae. The record is from RefSeq and is a predicted model, not a curated record. The transcript has a single exon. Bases 1 to 1212 code for a protein of 403 amino acids. Gene Ontology annotation, molecular function: protein binding.